GUCGCUCCCUCCUCUGGUAGCACAGUUAGCAGUCUCUAGCACGUUAGCGUCCAGCGGCUGUUGUUUGCAGUCAGUCAUUCCUUCCGAGUGGUGGUGCGUUUGUAAGCAUCCUCCUCCUCUCCUCUAGAAAAGCAGUGGACGGCGGGGUUGUUUUUUCGAAAGCCAGCUGAUUCACCUCUCCGAGGCCGCUUACGAUAAACAAUUGUCCUCGCCAUCACGACAGGAAGAAGCUCUGGGACAUGGCCAGACCAGAACAAGUCCUGCUGUUAGAGCCACAACACGAACUGAAAUUCAGAGGCCCAUUUACAGAUGUCGUCACCGCCACUCUGAAGCUCACCAACCCCACAGAUAGAAAUGUAUGUUUCAAAGUCAAGACAACUGCACCUCGCCGAUACUGUGUGCGCCCAAACAGUGGUAUCAUUGAUGCUGGAACCUCCAUCAAUGUUUCCGUUAUGCUACAGCCUUUUGACUAUGACCCCAAUGAGAAGAGUAAACACAAAUUCAUGGUGCAGUCUAUGCUGGCUCCAUAUGACAUGACUGAUAUGGAAGGAGUUUGGAAGGAGGCGAAGCCUGAAGAGCUGAUGGAUUCAAAGCUGAGAUGUACAUUUGAGAUGCCACUAGAAAAUGACAAAACUCAUGAGAGUGAAAGCAACAAAAUUGUGUCUUCCUCUGCCUCCUCUGUUAAGACUGAGCACUCGGUACUGCCCAAGUCAGCCAGUGCCUCGCUGGAUGACGGAGAGGUGAAGAAGAUCAUGGAGGAGUGCAAGCGGCUGCAGAUGGAGGUGCAGAGGCUACGGGAAGAAAACAAACAGAUCAGGGAGGAUGACGGGCUGCGGAAGAGAAAGGUGACAUCAGGGGCCUCUCCUCACUCCUCCUCUGCCAUGGCGACCUCAGCCAUGAGGGAUGAAGGCCUAAGCACCCGCGUCCUGGCAUUCUGUGUGCUCUUCUUUGUCAUUGGAGUCAUCAUUGGCAAGCUGGUCCUGUAGAGAGAGAGAGAGAGAGAGAGAGACAGACACAGCACAGUGACGGAUGGCGUGCUCUGGAGGACACGUUAAUGACGGCAACGGGGAUCUCUUCUGGGUUUAUGUUGAUUUCACUUUUUUUUUUUUUUUUUUAUAAUUAAGGAAAUAUCAUAAUGGGUUGUCUGGAUGGAAAGUAAUUUAAUGUGUAAAAAGAAAAGGCAAAUCAAGAGUGUGAGUGGUUUUGUCACUGGACUUGGCUUUUGUUUUUUUGUGAAAUAAUCAACCUUUGCUCUGUUCUUUCCAUCCAACCCUCCUUCCUAAAUGAUCUUCCCCAACUUGCACAGUUAACGGUUAGUGGUGUGUGGAAAUGGCUUCAUGCUGACUGAAUGUCUAAAGUCUUUCAUUGAUUCUUCAAGUUCUUUGCCCACACUGUUUGUGAGAAGUAUCUAACACGCUUCCUCUGAUAAACCCGCCUCCACUUAUCACUGAUAAUUUGCAAGAGAGGUGAACACAAAUGGUUAGUGAAAGACUUUUUCUAGACUCUGUGUAUUGUCUUCUAAACAGUGUGAGCCAGUACAAGCUGUGUGUAUGUGUCUUGCUGUUGGAGCCUCCUGCAGGAGGGCUGAGGUGGCUGCAUGUGGAUGUUUUUAUGUGAGGAGAUCAUAAAUGACAAAGUCAAAAAGCUGUUUUAGAGUGAAGAAAGAGGGAUGGUUAAAAAAAAAAAGUCAUCUGAACAGACUUCCUGCACAACAGCCAUGGAGGAGUUUGUUUGACCCGAUUAAAACUUGUUGAUUUCAGUUUGUGACUGGACCAUUGAGUCUGUAGGAACUCAAUCAAUUUUAGGGUCACUUGUAAAAUUAUGACUCAGUAAAAUCAAAAUCAUGGUACAGAGUUAAAAAAAAACAACUGUAAUUUAGUGCAAGGCUUCAGAUUUUUCCACUUAACACUUGAUUAACUCCCUCAGGUUGAGAGUCAAAGAUUGGCAGUAAACGUAAAAAGACCUAAUCUCCCCCCGUAAAACAAUAAACCAAUUGUUACAGUCUGUAACAAUAGACUUGGUCACCUUGUUUAAUUUCACCUGUGCAGUAUUGUAUUUACAUUGUCUGCUAUGUUACAGCACUUGUUUGCUUUUCUCCCCCCUUAUAUUAUGUAGUCACGAUGCUUCUAUUGUUUGUAAUAUUUAAAUGCACUCUAUUCAUGUGCCCACUCUGCAAUCUGCAUGAAAUGACCUGGAUUUAUUCUGAUUAUUAUUGAAUGUUGACAUUAGCAAAACAAAAAAACUGUCUUUCCAAAAGGGACCAUUGUCAGUCUAGUUUAUCAGUUUAUGCGUUUUGUUUUUAAUCAUUUUCUUUUGUUUCCUGUUGGGCUCCGGUGGUUGUAAGAUAACUGAGACAACACAGCUGUAUUAUUUCAGUUACCACAUGACCAUAUCAGCAAACUGGUUUGUUUAAAAAAAAGGAAAAAAAAAAAGUAAAUAUCUGUAUCUUUCGUUGCCUGAGGGAGCUCGGGGAGCUGAGACAUGGGAAUGUGGGUGGCUGGGAGGAGGACUGACCUAUGAAUACACACUACGUUAAAGGAAAAAAGGUCUCAUCACUUCAGACCACACAUUGCAGAGGUAGUCACACAAUGUAAUCACAGUAAUUGGAUACUCUUUUGUAUGUACAUAAACAUAAAAAGAAUUCAAAACAUAUCUGGUAAAAGUUAACAUACUGUAGUAAAGGAAGAAUAUUAUUAAACAACCACCAUGGAUCAUGUAGCAUCAUAAUGAAUUAAAAAACAUAAACCCCCAA
Monopterus albus (swamp eel) is the source of this 2752-nucleotide messenger RNA. Its product is annotated as vesicle-associated membrane protein-associated protein B-like. Gene Ontology annotation, molecular function: FFAT motif binding. Gene Ontology annotation, cellular component: endoplasmic reticulum membrane; plasma membrane. The transcript has 6 exons. Gene Ontology annotation, biological process: endoplasmic reticulum membrane organization. Lineage: Eukaryota; Metazoa; Chordata; Actinopteri; Synbranchiformes; Synbranchidae. The record is from RefSeq and is a predicted model, not a curated record. The coding region runs from base 240 to 986 and encodes 248 amino acids.